AUGGCCCGCAUCCGCUUCGCCAUCGCCGCGCUGCUGCUCGUCGCCUCGGGGUGUGCGGAUCGCCCCAUCGAGCGCGACGACCGCGAAGAGGUCGUCUUCUGGCACUUCUGGGGCGGCCGAGACCUGCCGGUCGUCGAGGACGUCAUCCGGCGGUUCAACGCGAGUCAGUCCCGCUACCGGGUGCGAGGCGUCGCGAUGCCGGGGGCGAAUCUCGACCUCAAGCUCUUCCUGAGCAUCGCCGGCGGCGACCCGCCCGACGUGAUGAAUCACGACGACCCGGUCGUGGCAGACUGGGCGCACCGCGGCGCCCUGACGCCGCUUGACGAAUUGGCGUCGACUGGUGAGAUCGAAAGGCUACGCAACUGGCUGUACCCGGCGGCAGCGCAACUCGGCAGUUACGACGGGCGGUUGUUUGCGCUCGUUAACGGCCUCGACAUCCGGGCCCUCUACUACAACAAGACAGCGCUGCGUGAGGCGGGGCUACCGGGACUUGCGCAGUCGGGUCCCAGCACGAUUGCCGACCUCGAACGCCUCGCAAACGCCGUGGCUCCGGCGACAACCGAUCGCCUUGAGCGCGUCGGCUAUUUGCCUGAUCCACGCCGGCUGUGGGCGUGGGGCGUCGUGUUCGGAGGCAGCUUCGGCGACCCGAACGCCGAGGCGCUCGAUCAACGAGUCACCGCUGACGACUCCAACGUCCUCAACGCUUUGCGCUGGAUGAAGAGCUACGCCGAUCGCUACGGCGCCGACCGAGUCGCCGCGUUCCGCAGCGGCGACCAGGCGCUCACCGGCGCCUCGUUCCCAUUGCUUGCCGACCGGCGUUAUGCGGCGAUGAUGGAUGGUCAAUGGCGUGUGCGCGACCUCGCCGAGGCGACAACCGAAGCCCAACUUCGCAACAAGCCGAUCGACGAGUUCGGCGUUCGCCCCCUACCGAUACCUCCCGGGGGGGCCGAACGCGCCGGCUGGGUGAACGGCAACUUCUUCAUCGUGCCACGUGGCGCUCGCAACGCGACCGGCGCUUGGGAGUUCAUGAAGUUCUGUGAUCGCGUCGUCGCCGAGGAGCCGUUCCAAACGUUCCUGUCGGCGCGCCCGUUGUUCCGCGUCUUCGUCGAACUGGCUUCGAGCGCCAACCAGGCGCCCACACCCGCCCUGCCAGUCGCCUCGGCCUACUACCGCGAGGUGGUCGCGGCGGCGCAGGACGUGAUGCCGCGCAACGGACGCGGAAGCGGCUGGCCGCCGCCGCGGAAUGAGGCGUCACCGGAGCAAUCAAUCGUGCCGCGCUGGUACAGCCAUCUGCCGCUGCUGAUCGUCACAGCCGCGCUCGCCGGGCCGCUCCUGUGGAUGGCUGGAGCCUCGCUCAAGAGCGGCACUGAGUACGCCGCGGCGCCGCAGCGGAUGCUCCCGCUUGCUCCCAGACCGGCGAACUACGCCGACGCUCUCGACGCGAUGCCGUUCUGGCAAUGCCUCGGCAACACGCUGGUGCUCUGCGCAGGCUCGGUUGUCGGAACCCUCGUUUCCUGCUCGACCGCGGCUUACGCCUUCGGACGGCUCCGUUGGCCAGGGCGUGAUCUCGUGUUCGGUCUCGUCAUCGCGACGAUGCUCGUGCCGUGGCAGGCGACGAUGAUUCCCAAGUUUCUGCUGAUCCGCGAGCUCGGGCUCUACAACACGCUAUCGGCGCUCGUGGCUCCUAAGUUCCUAGGCGACGCGUUCUCGAUCUUCCUGCUCAGGCAGUUCUUCCGAGCCGUGCCGCAAGAACUGACCGACGCCGCGCGGAUCGACGGCUGCCGUGAGUGGGGCGUCUUCUGGCGGGUCGUCCUGCCACUGAGCACGCCGGCGCUCGUCACCGUCGCCCUGUUCCAGUUCGUUGACGCCUGGAAUGACUAUGGCGGGCCCUUGCUCUACCUGAGCGACCCUGCCAAGUUCCCGCUCACCUAUGGGCUGGAGCGCUUCGUCAGCUCGCGCUCGAGCGAGACCCACCUGCUGAUGGCGGCCGCCGUGCUGUUCACGGCACCGAUCGUCGUGGCUUUCCUUGCCGCCCAGAAGGCCUUCAUCCGCGGCGUCACGACGACGGGACUGAAGGAGUGA
Molecule: messenger RNA, 2082 nt
Organism: Cladocopium goreaui
Lineage: Eukaryota; Dinophyceae; Suessiales; Symbiodiniaceae
Source: the annotation of a GenBank genome assembly